UACUACUACUACUACUACUACUACUACUACUACUACAGUAAGCCCCCGCACUUGGCGGUGAAUCUCAGCUUGGCGAAAUUCAUUUUUGGCGGUAGGGUGGCCUCGGAGCACCGAGUGCACGCUUGACGAUUUGAAUUCAAACUUGGCGGUCCCCAGGCGGCCGUACGGCGAACCACGCGACUCCCCGGUGACGUCAAACCUCUCUUUAAACCUAAAUAAGGUCAAGUUAGGGUUAGGUUUGUCUAGAUAAAGUAAAGUUUGAUUAGAUUAAAUUGGGUUAGGUUAGGUUAAAUAAGGUUAAGUUCAUGACCACCACUACUGUCAACACCAGAACAUUUGUCCCUGUAUUUUGGGUAACUCUUAUUCUCUUUAAUGGAACUGGCAGUCCAGUGGGCUUUUUAUUUUUAUAUUGUUUGUUGCCCUUGGCCAGUUUCCCUCAUAAAAAAAAAAGACUAUCCACUAUGGAGUCCACCAUCACCACACCCCUCACCUGUGAAGUACACCUGGGUGCUGUAUGAAGUGUAGUUCCUGAUGAUGUUCUGCUGGGGGAGUUCUAUGGUAGGGUGCCAACUCGAACACCAGCUCUUCCGUGAUGUGAGAUACUGCGGGGGAGAGAGGAUUGGGGGAAGGGCUUUAGUUGAAGGUAAACUUUUUUUUUUUUUUUUUUUUUUUUUUACGGUGCUAGUGACAGAUUAAUGUAUUUGUAUAUAAGUAUUGUCAACACUUUUGUUUUUACCAACCCUGUAUUUUAUAAUAUGCAUAUUUUAAUUUAUAUUUUUAGAUCAAUUAUUGUGAUGCUGUACGUGUUAUGUACGUGUUACUAGGUGUUUCAAAGAUCAGCCCUUCGAAUUUGAUAUUCUAUAAUUCAUUUUAGUUACGUUAGAUCUUUGAUUCAGUUUCCUUUAUUUGUAGAUUUUUCUCACUUGACUUCUGUGUGAUUGUUCAACAUUCCUUUCACACAACAUCACCAGUGAACAGCACUGAUUGCCCUCAUGUGUAAAGUUGUGGUAACUGCUAACAAAAAGUAACUGUCCCAUUCGCGUCAUCUGAACUAAGAAUAUGUGAGUGACUGGUGAGGAAGGGAGGAGACCAAACACCUUGACGCAGCAGGAUAUGGAGGUGAAUGAGGUGUGAGGCUCCUGAAGGCAUUGAUCUACAGCCACUCCAGCCUGUCCUGAUGGCAGACAUUAGCAGGUAAUGGCUGGUCGGUGAUCAUUCCUGAUAUGAAAGUUUUACUUCCUAUUCCAUCAUGACAUCAGACUUAUCAAUUGUGGAGGUGGAAUUUCAUACAGUUGGUUAACUUUCACAGAGUACGAGUAUUUGUUGCUGUUAUGGUUUGGGAAAUAUUAAUCUUAGCAUCGAUCUCUGUCCAUUUUCUCGAUGUUCUCUUCAGUUCUCAUUUAUUCAUAAGAGACUGCCUUUGAUUCAACAUUCAUUAGCAUAUUUCAACUUUUGUGUGCUUAUUUCUCUCUUCUCCUAAGAUAUUAGGCUUUAUACUAUUUGUCUGUUCUCGUGAGUUGACUCGUAGACCUUUGUUACCAUCCAUGGAAGUAUUGACGAAAGAGUACGUCUAGCUCUGGGAUACUUGUCCUAAGCCUUGCCGCCAAUCAAAACUGAAAGCUGUUAAUUUUCUGAGAUUCAAAGCCGAUGACUUCGCACUUACUGCUACUCCCUGACAUAUUUACCUAAUACCGAACUGGAAGAGAAAGGCCAUCUGCCUUCUUGAGAAUUUCUGCUGUGCGUUAUAACUGUUAAGGAGAAAUACAUAAAAAUGAUUCAUGUAAAAUAGUGAACGGACAUACGCUCCACUCAUGCCUCAGCUCCUCACUGCGAGGUUGGAGGCACGUCAGACUACUUUUCAUCACACAUUUCCCAAAGCACAGUUCCUGAAUCUGCACACCUCUAGUUCUGUACUUCUGUUGGUGAACGAUCAACUCGCUUGAAAAAGAAGAAAAAAAAAAAAAUCGACAGGAAGAAAAUGUACACUUAAUCCUAUCAGUUAUUACAGUUACGUACAUCACAGCAGUGUUUGAUAUGGGGAAAAAAAAUGACGUAGCGUUUGGUAUUGUCAUGAAAUAUGAUAAGAGUGAGAUGUGCAAUUACUUAGAAAAAAAAAGUGGACUCGUUAAGAUGGCUUUUGUUUAUAGUCGUUGUCGAUUAGUCGUCAUAGCUGCAACACACGCUACACGCAUACUUCAAAGGUCCUGAGCUCCGUAACGCCACCAACGCCACUAACGAGCACAAGGUCGCCUGCUGUUGUAUAUUCCACCGCGAGGCAUGCGGGGUGCGGGUGGAUCAGCUGUGAUGGGUGACGCGUGGCAGUGCUGGUAUCGAGUGGGGCGCGAUGUUUGUCUGGUUGUCUGGCAACACGAGGUGACACCACGAUGACUAGGACCACCACGGCAACUCAUUCCCCCCUCGCCCUCACAUCAUUCACACCUACCCAUUCCUCAGUCCCAUUCCACCUUUUAGUGUCUAUAUCUUAAAAAACACAACACGACCUCAUUGCUGUACUGCCAAACGAAGUAUCAGUCAUCUCAGCAUCUCUCUCCGCCGCUUGUCAGGCAUUAUCUUGCCACCCUGUUUUGUCACGCCUCCCUCUCUCCCCCAAUACGUCGAACCCAGUGGCCCUCAUCUUCACGUGACAGGAAGGCGGAUUUGAGUUAGGUUCUCCAGUGUGCGGGGCGGUUCAUGGUGGUGAUGGCGGUGUGUCGAGAUGCUCAGUGCUGGCCCCUGCUUGAAGCUUCUGACCAGUCCUUAGCAAUUUAUUAAAGGAGAAGGUGACUGCCGCCCUUCCUGUCUUCACCAUGUCCCUCAGCACCACCUCCGCCUCCUCCUCGGAGCGUCCCAGCGCCAGUAUGAAGGAUAUGGACUCAAUCCGGGAGCGCCGCUUAAGACUACAGAAUAUCAUCCGUGCCAUGCGACCACCAACCUUGACUUCGAAUCCGUCCUCUCUCAUCUCCCGCAACCCUCGGAGACUCUGGGACAAAACACGCCUCUCCUGCUUCUCGUCCUCCUCCUCCACCCCUGACCCGCAGGCCCCCAGGCAUCACAGGGCGUCCAACUUCAGGCCGUCCAAUCAACACCUGCCGGAUAUAAUGAAGAGGGAGGGGAGCAGCCAGUCAACACCUGAGGCUUCCAGGCAGCCAACGCCCUUCAGUCGUCGUCCUUAUGAGACUCGGAAGAGCCGCCAGCUAAUGUCUGAGGAUGACAGGAGUGACGAGGACGCAGAUUACACGCAGGAGACGCUGGAGGAGAUCGUGCGGGGAAUCAAGAGUAACAGUAAAAGACGCCGCCUAGAUAAUACCAUCAGGGCUCGCAAGCUGCUGUCCAUUGAAGCCAACCCACCUAUCAAGGAGUUCCUGAAGGCGGGCAUCCUCCGUCCCCUCAUCCCCCACGUGCAGCAGCGGGAGGAUUCGACUCUUCAACUGGAGGCGACCUGGGCCCUCACUAACUUAGCGUCUGGUACCGCCGCCCACACUGCUGCUGUCGUAGACGGAGGCGCUGUGCCGGUGCUGAUCGAGGCGCUGGCGGGCGGGGACGAGAAGGUGGCGGAGCAGGCGGCAUGGGCCCUUGGGAACAUCACUGGGGAGGAGCUCUAUAGAAACCAGGUGGUGUCUGCCGGGGUGGUGACGCCUCUCCUCGCGGCACUCCACCACGGGCGCGCCUCCUCCGCCACCUCCACUUCCACUUCCUCCUCUUCAUCCUCUUCCUCCUCCUGGUCCUCCCCUGUGUCGCUGGUGCGGGUGGUGGUUUGGGUCCUCGCCAACAUCUUCCGCCACAAGGGCCUCGUGAUGGAGCAGCAGGAGCGGCAGGCGUGCAUCGCUGCCCUGAAGACGCUGCUAACACACACAAAUAGCGAGGUCACUGUGGAUGCUCUGUGGGCCGUGAGCUACAUCGCGGCAGAGGACGAGGAGGGUCAGCGGGAAUUGGUGGCGGCGGACAUCCUUCCUGACUUAGUGACGCACCUAGGAGCCAAGGAGCACCAGAAAGUCAUACCAGCGCUGCGGGCGACGGGCAACCUGGUAAUGGGUAGUGACGACCAGACAGACGCGGUGCUGGCGGCGGGUGUACUGCCGCAUUACAAUCGUCUUCUGGUGUCGCCUCAUCACAAUCUGCGGAGGGAAGUGUCCUGGGCACUGUCCAAUAUCACCGCGGGCACCAGGUCACAGAUCCAGCAGGUCAUCGAUGGAGGCCUCCUGCCGCACUUGGUUGAGAUCAUCGGGCAGAACUACCUGGACGUACAGCGGGAGGCGGCGUGGGCCUUGAGCAACCUGACUACCGGCGGCAGCCCUGAGCAGCUCGGACAGUUGUUGCUGGCGGGAGGGGUGUCCGCGCUAACAUCGGUGCUGGCGGUGAGCGAGAUCACCACGGUCGGCGUGGCCCUCAGCUCCCUGCAAAAGAUUCUCAAGACUCCUGACUUGCGGGAAGAGGCGGUGCGGCAAGUGCGGGUGGCUCAGGGCGUGCAGCGGCUAGAGGCGCUGCAAGGGUUCGUGGACAGCGACAUCAAGGAACGCGCCACGGAAAUCCUCGAUAUGUAUUUCCAGGGUAACACAGAGGGCGGCGACGAGAGGACCUGAUCUGGAAGGAAAAACAGCAGAAAGAACAUCAAAUUCUACUACAUAUUCUCUCCUCGUCAUGCACCUGAUACCUGACGCACACCUGUGGACGUGUCUUUGUCAUGAACAGCGCCAUCUGUGUGUGGCUGAGAGGGUUGGCGCUGUGUGGUGCUGCUAGUAAAGCUUCUCAACACUC
Messenger RNA from Portunus trituberculatus (swimming crab), 4755 nucleotides. Its product is annotated as importin subunit alpha-3-like. The coding region runs from base 2808 to 4580 and encodes 590 amino acids. NCBI's taxonomy places the organism in Eukaryota, Metazoa, Arthropoda, Malacostraca, Decapoda, Portunidae. Gene Ontology annotation, cellular component: cytoplasm; nucleus. Gene Ontology annotation, biological process: NLS-bearing protein import into nucleus. Gene Ontology annotation, molecular function: nuclear import signal receptor activity; protein binding. The transcript is spliced from 14 exons. The record is from RefSeq and is a predicted model, not a curated record.